UUGUUGGCUUAGCAGCGGCGACGGUUUGUUGUUAUUUUCGCUGCAGCUGAAAACAGAUUCGGGUAAUUUUUGUUCCACAAGCAACGUUUUCCCACACUGUAGACUUUCAGGUGCGCUUGUCACAAGUUGAUAACCACCUUAGGAAUGGACUCAGACGAAGGAUAUAACUAUGAAUAUGACGACGAAGAGGAAUGUAGCGAGGAUAGCGCCGAAGAGGAGCCCGAGGACGACACCCUGGAGCUCGGUGAGGUGGAGUUGGUCGAUCCCGUGGUGGCCGGUGGAGAGCGAGACGAGUGCGCCGACACUGGCGGGGGUAGCCACGGUCCCGGGGAGGAGGAGGAAGAGGACUACCGAUUUGAGGUUUUAACUGCCGAGCAAAUCCUCCAGCAUAUGGUGGAGUGUAUCAGGGAGGUCAACGAGGUCAUCCAGAAUCCUGCAACAAUAACACGCAUCCUUCUCAGUCACUUCAACUGGGAUAAAGAAAAACUUAUGGAAAGAUAUUUUGACGGUAAUCUGGACAAGCUUUUCUCAGAGUGUCAUGUCAUUAAUCCCAGUAAGAAGUCUAGGAUCCGUACUCCAAUAAACACUAGGUCAUCGGCACAGGACAUGCCGUGUCAGAUCUGCUAUUUGAACUUCCCCAACUCUUAUUUUACAGGCCUGGAGUGUGGACACAAGUUCUGCAUGCAGUGCUGGGGAGAUUACCUGACCACCAAAAUCAUAGAAGAAGGAAUGGGACAGACAAUUUCUUGUCCCGCUCAUAGUUGUGACAUUUUGGUUGACGACAAUACAGUCAUGCGCCUCAUAACAGAUUCAAAAGUGAAGUUGAAGUACCAGCAUUUAAUUACAAAUAGUUUUGUAGAGUGCAAUCGACUGUUAAAGUGGUGCCCAGCGCCAGACUGCCAUCAUGUUGUCAAAGUCCAAUACCCAGAUGCCAAGCCAGUGAGGUGCAAGUGUGGCCGUCAGUUCUGUUUCAACUGUGGAGAGAAUUGGCAUGAUCCUGUUAAGUGUAAGUGGCUGAGAAAAUGGAUAAAGAAAUGUGACGAUGACAGUGAAACUUCAAACUGGAUUGCAGCAAAUACGAAGGAGUGUCCAAAAUGCCAUGUGACCAUUGAGAAAGAUGGUGGCUGCAAUCAUAUGGUCUGUCGAAACCAGAACUGCAAAGCAGAGUUCUGCUGGGUCUGCCUUGGUCCAUGGGAGCCCCACGGCUCAGCCUGGUACAACUGCAAUCGCUACAAUGAAGAUGAUGCCAAGGCAGCCAGAGAUGCCCAAGAGGUACGCUCCAGGGCCGCCUUGCAGAGGUACCUGUUCUACUGCAACCGCUACAUGAAUCACAUGCAGAGCCUGCGCUUUGAGCACAAGCUCUACGCUCAGGUCAAGCAGAAGAUGGAGGAGAUGCAGCAGCACAACAUGUCCUGGAUUGAGGUGCAGUUUCUGAAGAAGGCUGUGGAUGUUCUGUGCCAGUGCCGCUCCACGCUCAUGUUCACUUAUGUCUUUGCCUUCUACCUCAAGAAGAACAACCAGUCCAUUAUUUUUGAGAACAACCAGGCAGACCUGGAAAAUGCCACAGAGGUGCUGUCUGGCUACCUAGAGCGGGACAUAUCCCAGGAUUCUUUGCAGGAUAUCAAGCAGAAAGUUCAAGAUAAGUACAGAUACUGCGAGAGCAGGCGAAGAGUGCUGCUACAGCACGUGCAUGAAGGCUAUGAGAAGGACCUGUGGGAGUACAUUGAGGAUUGAGGACACGUCCCAGUGCAACGGACUCUUGAGUAUCUUGACAAACUAGAGCGCUGAUGCAAUUUAACAGGGCAGCACGGGCCUUCUGCCGCCUCUUCUCUGGCAAAACAACAAUUUUUUGCAUCAUUUUUCCUGGAUUUGUUUAACAAAAUCUUAAAAAUAAAUUAUAUUUAAAUAAAAGGUAGAGUAAUAAAAAGAAAGUGUACUACAGUAUUGUUAGCAACAGAGUGGAGUCUUGAGAAAGCAGAAAAUCCAUCAUCUUAAAUACAUCCUUUUUGGCUUGUAUUGUAACACCUUCCCUGAACAAUUUUAUUUUUCAGUUGUUUUUUUUUUUUUUUGCUUGUGAAUCUUUUCUGUUUUGAUUUUGAUUUUUUGUUUUCCCAUUAGUGUGAAAAUGUUUUCAACAGCUUUAAUUGUCCUGGCCAUGUCUGCUAUGUGUGGUGAGAUCCUUGUCUGGGUGGCUGAAUGUUGAUAGGCUGAUUGCAAGGGGCAAAGACAUUUCAGGGAGGUGGGAGGGAAAAAAAACAUCAAAAGAACAAAAUAGCAAGUCUGUAUUUUUCAAUUUGUAAAUAGUCCAUAUGCAUGGAAGUUAAAGAGCAAGAGUGGCACGUGUUCGCAUAAUUUUGAAAUAUUUAUUAUUUACCAAUAUUGAAAAGUUGUACUUGCCAUGUAGGUUGAGUCUGUUUCCUCCCUCAUAAUAUUUGGGGGUUUGGUCUUUGGCAAUAACGCAUUCGCCCUGUCAUACUCGGUCUCUUUAUAGCAGUGCACAAUUACACGUUAUCAGUAAAUCUAAAUGGAGACUGGUAAAAAAGGGUUUCUCUCAGUUGCCAAGUGAUCAGUUUUACACUUCAAGGGAAAGGUUGAAUGCACUGGCCCCGUGCUCCUCUAUUCUAACCAUUUGCUGCACCCUCUUAGUUUUUUAUAGAGGUGUUUAACAUUUAAGAACUUUACUAAUUAUUUGCAAGAGCCAAACUGAGUGACAUUCACUCUCUCUCUUUUCUUUUUUUUUUUCUUUCUUUCCCAACACGGCUUGGAGUAGCCCUCUCAAAGCUUAGCUUGCACCUUUGGGAUUGAAUGAGGGUAAUAGAAUGUACUGACGGCACAGCUUUGUAGUGCUGCUAAUUGGGCUGGAUCACUGUCAGAACAGGGUCAGACAUUUGCAUUACUCUUGCAGGAAAUACUUGGAUGGAUGGUAUGGGGCUGAUGAUGGUGGCCGCGUGUCUUUGAAGAGAUCUCUCGAUGUGCAGUGAGAGUGAACAUUGCUUUAAACAGAGCUACUCAGAUGGACUUGGGCGAACCAUAGGCGGAUGAGGAAUAGAGGGCAAACUUAUAAAGGUUGUAGGACUUUUUUAUUACGCUGUUAUGCUUCUGCAUUAAAGACUGUAUUUUCGCACAUGGGUUAAGGAUUCGAAAUGUCAGUGCCCCUCCAGGUUUUGCAUUGUUCAGUAUGAUGGUUGCUCUGGUUGUCAAGCUCUCUGCUUGUUAAUGCUCGUUCAUGUCUCUGGAAUAUGGCAGUCUUCACAAGAUUGACUGGAGGGGACAUGAAUAUACAGGCACUGAUGCAAGUCAGUUAAAACACAUCCUUUGCCCCAGGUUGAGAUUUUUGGGGAAUUCUAUCCCAAAUGCUUCUUAUGUGUUAAAACUUAUUAUUUUAUCCUAGCAAAUUAUAAACUGUAUUGUUUAUUUGAAUAAAUGUCAUGAGAAAUCUCA
Solea solea (common sole) is the source of this 3441-nucleotide messenger RNA. RefSeq names its product ariadne ubiquitin-conjugating enzyme E2 binding protein homolog 1 (Drosophila) (gene arih1). Gene Ontology annotation, biological process: positive regulation of proteasomal ubiquitin-dependent protein catabolic process; ubiquitin-dependent protein catabolic process; protein polyubiquitination. The record is from RefSeq and is a predicted model, not a curated record. Gene Ontology annotation, cellular component: ubiquitin ligase complex; cytoplasm; nucleus. The coding region runs from base 145 to 1734 and encodes 529 amino acids. Gene Ontology annotation, molecular function: ubiquitin protein ligase activity; ubiquitin conjugating enzyme binding; zinc ion binding. Lineage: Eukaryota; Metazoa; Chordata; Actinopteri; Pleuronectiformes; Soleidae. The transcript has 14 exons.